AUGAACAUCAUCCACAUCCACAUAAACACCGAGCAAAAGCAGCGCCAGGGGCGCUUCAGCCAGUUCAUGGACCUCCUGCCGCUGGGCGGGGGCCUGAGCUCCAGCUCCACGCCCCAGAAUUCGAGCUCGAACCGGAUCCAGAGCCUGCCGUCCACGUCGUCGUCGCUGGGCAGCCCCAACCUGAGCUUCCACAGCGAGGAGCUGCUCCUGGACCUGGAGACCGGCGAGGAGUUCCACGAGCCGUACAGGUAG
Drosophila biarmipes is the source of this 252-nucleotide messenger RNA. RefSeq lists its product as uncharacterized. Lineage: Eukaryota; Metazoa; Arthropoda; Insecta; Diptera; Drosophilidae. The record is from RefSeq and is a predicted model, not a curated record. Bases 1 to 252 code for a protein of 83 amino acids. The transcript has a single exon.